Melampsora larici-populina 98AG31 is the source of this 858-nucleotide messenger RNA. RefSeq lists its product as uncharacterized. The transcript has 3 exons. Bases 1 to 858 code for a protein of 285 amino acids. The record is from RefSeq and is a predicted model, not a curated record. NCBI's taxonomy places the organism in Eukaryota, Fungi, Basidiomycota, Pucciniomycetes, Pucciniales, Melampsoraceae.
AUGAAAUCAUCCGAUAUAGGCACAGUCGAUAUAUCAGAGCAUCAUAAACCUAUGUAUGGCUCUGAGUUAUCUUUUAGCAAACUUGCAACCCCCGUUCAGAAAGCUAUCCUUGAAGUCGAACACGACAUGGUGCUAUUUGGAACAAAAGCUGUCAAUGCCGAAGAUCUUGUCAAGUAUCCUACAUCAGAAGAGAUUCAUAGCUCGACUUCUUACUUUACUUCAUUAUUUUCAAAUCUUGCAAGUCUUCAACAUCUCAAGGUUGAUCGAAACCUUGCUGCCUGUUUUUCAAAUUGCAAGAACCUCAAGAGGCUUGUUCUAAGUUACGUGCGUGGAAUAGAAAUCUUGCAGGGAAGUUGUACAGGACCUCCGAAUUUAGUCGAUCUCGUGAUUAGAAAUUGUCCCGGCCUGAAAUUACCACAUAUACCUCAAUUGAUCAGUUCUUGGGCACCUCACCUAACACAUUUCACACUGAAAUUAUAUGAAUAUGAGGAUCCCUCCCUACGUGAAGACAUUUUGGACUUCGACCCUAGGCGCAAUCAAUUUUAUCUUCUGGGGUUGACACAUCUCACUAUACAGUCUCAUUCCAAAUCCCACUAUAUCCAGUGUUUUUCAUCUUGUAAAAACCUUGUUCAACUCACAUUCGUUCUCUGUACCAGCACCACAGAAGAAAUGCCAGAUGGACAGGCAGAUGAACUGUCAGCAGUCUCAGACUUCAUUACCACAAAUGAAUUCCAUAGGCUCCAGAAGAUAGUUUUGAUAAAAACAGACCAGAAUCCAAUUGACUCGGUUUCAGCUUCUGCACUCUUUCCAUUGGAAGAAUUUUGCAGGUCUAAGGGUAUCAAAUUAAGUGGUUUUUGA